AUGUUUUUCGUACCUACUGUUGCUGAACCACAGCAUGCUAAAACUUUCUCCUAUUUGGCUGAUGGUAUCAUCCAUGAUGUUCCAAUUGAAGUGGUUAAGGAGAUCAUUAUUGAAAAUGACUUGACGGAAGCCGAACUUGAGACCUAUGUCAAGACUUUGACAAGACCUUCUCAGCUUCCGAAGUUUCAAGAGUGUGUCCUAAAAACUAUAAAUAACAAUACUACUAACGCCACCAGGAUGUUUGUGACGUUGAUGAACAUUUUCGAGUCGAGAAUAUUGGCUCCCACUUUGACCAACUCCAUAACUUUGGUCAAGGAUAUGACCGUAAAAGAGCGUGAAAAGUUGUUGAUGUCCUGGCGUGAUUCUCCUGUCAGUCUCAAGAGAAGAUUGUUUAGACUAGUUUUUUCGUUAACCGUGAAGAAUUUUGCCGACAUGGGAGAUUUGGGUGGUGAGUUGCACAACAAGGCUAUUCGUUACCCUGGUAAAUCUAUUCGUGAAACCGCUUACGAUGGCCACGUUCCUGACGAUUUUAAAUACGAUUUCUUGAAGAAGCCGCAAUUUGACGGUGCUGAAUUGUACUUGCCAGACAUUGACGUGCUCAUCGUUGGAUCCGGUGCUGGUGCCGGUGUCAUUGCUCAUACUUUGGCAAAUGACGGAUACAAGUCGUUGAUUGUGGAGAAGGGUAAAUACUUCCUGCCUGACGAGUUUGUUAUGAGCGAUGGGGAAGGUAUUGAAAACUUGUACCAAGGUAGCGGUACCGUUAGCACUGAGUCUCAGUCGCUUUUCAUUUUGGCCGGUGCCACUUUUGGUGGUGGUACCACCGUCAAUUGGUCGGCAUGUUUGACCACCCCAUUCAAGGUGAGAAAGGAAUGGUACGAUGACUAUGGUGUCGAGUUUGCCGCUACUGAUACGUACGAUAAAUGCCAAGAUUACGUUUGGAGACAAAUGGGGGCCUCUACCGAGGGAAUCACCCAUUCCUUGGCCAACAAGAUUAUCAUUGAUGGUGGCAAAAAAUUGGGCUACCAAAGUAGAGCCAUUGCUCAAAACAGCGGUGGCCACAUUCACCAUCCAUGUGGCCACUGUUUUAUUGGUUGCAGAUACGGAAUCAAGCAAGGCUCUGCAGUUAACUGGUUUAAAGAUGCUGCCAAGACUGGAUCUCAAUUUAUGCAGCAAGUUAGAGUCAUUCGUAUCCUACACGAAAAGGGGGUCGCUACUGGUGUCUUGUGUCAAGACACGGAAACCGGCGUCAAGUUCACCAUUUCUGGUCCCAAGAAAUACGUUGUUGCCGGAGGUUCAUUAAUGACACCAGUGGUUUUACAAAACUCUGGCUUCAAAAACAAGAAUAUCGGUAAGAAUUUGACUUUGCAUCCAGUCACCGCCGUGUUUGGUGAUUUUGGACGUGACGUGCAAGCUAACCACUAUGACCACUCAAUCAUGACCUCGGUGUGUACCCAAGUGGACGACUUGGAUGGAAAAGCCCAUGGUGCCAAGAUUGAAACGAUUCUCAACACCCCAGGUAUUCAGGCUGUCUUCUUGCCUUGGAGGGGUAACGAAGAAGCUAGAAGAGACUUGUUGCGUUAUAACCACAUGUGUGCCAUGUUGUUGAUUACCCGUGACACUUCAACCGGUUCCGUUACCGGAGAUCCACACAGACCAGAUGCGUUGUACAUUGAUUAUGACGUUUCCAAAUUUGAUAGGAAUGCCUUGUUGCAAGCCAUGCUCAUCACUUCAGACAUGCUUUAUAUCGAAGGUGCAGUGAGGAUAUUGAGUCCUCAGCCCUGGGUGCCAAUUUUCCACUCGGACAUCCCCAAGGACCAAAGAUCCAUCACCGAUAAGGACUAUGUCGAGUGGAGAGAAAAAGUCGCCAAGAUCCCCCUUCUUCAAUAUGGAACUCCAUUUGGCUCAGCACAUCAAAUGUCGAGUUGUAGAAUGUCGGGUAAAGGCCCCAAGUUUGGAGCUUGUGACACUAGUGGUAGAUUGUUUGAGGCAUCCAAUGUCUAUGUUGGUGAUGCAAGUUUGUUGCCUACUGCUAGUGGUGCCAAUCCUAUGAUUACAACCAUGACGGUGGCCAGACAUGUUGGUUUGCAAAUAUGCGACUCAUUAAAAGUCAAGGCCAAAUUUUAG
This is a messenger RNA of Lodderomyces beijingensis, 2124 nucleotides long. Lineage: Eukaryota; Fungi; Ascomycota; Pichiomycetes; Serinales; Debaryomycetaceae. The record is from the annotation of a GenBank genome assembly.